Molecule: messenger RNA, 3934 nt
Organism: Fundulus heteroclitus (mummichog)
Lineage: Eukaryota; Metazoa; Chordata; Actinopteri; Cyprinodontiformes; Fundulidae
Gene: sh3gl1b
Product: SH3-domain GRB2-like 1b
Exons: 10
Coding region: 362-1468 (368 amino acids)
Biological process (GO): synaptic vesicle uncoating
Cellular component (GO): cytoplasm; glutamatergic synapse; presynapse
Molecular function (GO): protein binding
Source: RefSeq, a predicted model, not a curated record
CGGUUAAAUAAGCAUUUUCAGUGUUUCACAGAGAUUUGGAGGAUAACUAAAAGUAGACUGUGAGUUCAGAGCAGGCUAUCGGGUUACUUUGCAUUUUCAUCAUUUUUUGCUCCGCUAUCUGUGACACUGGGAGGACUCGCUCUGUCGCUGUGGACGUGGUCAGUCGGCGUGUCCCGACUUGGAGUGACGGCUGAGCAGACCUAUGAUCCCCCCCCCCUCCUCGAAUCUUUGGCUUUUUUUUUUUUUUUUUUACGCUGGCCCGUUUUCUGCCAAACUGUAACGUUAACUUUUUUUUUUCCCUACACCGUGACCUGUUUUACACGUCCGACAGCACACGAGCAGAGGACAGUCGGGUUCCAACAUGUCUGUGGCGGGUUUGAAGAAGCAGUUUUAUAAAGCCAGUCAGAUGGUUAGUGAGAAAGUUGGCGGAGCAGAAGGAACCAAACUGGAUGAUGACUUCAGAGACCUGGAACGGAAAGUGGACGUGACCAGCAAGGCGGUCGCGGAGGUGAUCUCCAAAACAUCGGAGUACCUUCAGCCCAACCCAGCAUCGCGGGCCAAGCUGUCCAUGUUGAACACCAUGUCCAAGAUCCGCGGUCAGGUGAAGAACCCGGGCUACCCUCAGGCCGAGGGGCUGCUCGGAGAGUGUAUGGCCAAGUACGGACGGGAUCUGGGAGAGGACACUAACUUUGGCGCUGCUCUGGUAGACGUAGGAGAAGCCAUGAGGCGGUUAGCAGAAGUGAAAGACUCUCUAGACAUCGAUGUGAAACAGAACUUUAUUGACCCGUUACAAAGCCUGUGUGACAAGGACCUUCGAGAGAUCCAGCACCAUCUGAAGAAGCUGGAAGGCCGUCGGCUGGAUUACGACUACAAGAAGAAGCGCCAGGGCAAGAUCCCAGAUGAGGAAGUCCGGCAGGCCCUGGAGAAGUUUCAUGAGUCAAAGGAAGUGGCUGAGACCAGCAUGUACAACCUGCUGGAGACUGACAUCGAGCAGGUGAGCCAGCUUUCGUCUCUCGUCGAGUCGCAGCUGCAGUACCACAAACAGGCCGUGCAGGUGCUGGAGGAGCUUUCUGACAAACUACGCGACAGGAUGACAGAAGCUCAGUCGCGACCAAGACGAGAGUACACACCUAAACCCAAACCCAUUUUUGACUUUGGAGACAACAACCACUCCAACGGGGGUUACUCAACCUCAAUGGCGCCGCCUCCUUCACGCAACUCGGCACAGCCGUCCUUUCUCUUUGCAACAUUGUCCUUUCGGAAACCAGGAUUGUCCCCAGAGCAGCCGAGCUGUAAGGCCCUGUACGACUUUGAGCCGGAGAACGAGGGGGAGCUGGGCUUCCACGAAGGCGACAUCAUCAUCCUGACCAACCAAAUCGACGAAAACUGGUACGAGGGCAUGCUGAACGGCCAGUCGGGAUUCUUCCCCCUCAACUACGUGGAGGUCCUCGUCCCGCUGCCACACUAAAACAAAAGCUCUGCGGUGGAGCCGAGAGGCGUAAACAUUGGUGGGGAGACGAGAAGUGAAGAUACGAGACACUCUACAAAGGUUUCAUUUUCACAGUGAGCCUCGUCGUCAACCACCAGGAGCGGGCACUUUUUUUUUUGUAAACACAAGAUCUGGAUGUGAUAUCAAAGCGUAUACGAAGCUUUUCCUCAGAAAUAUCAAAACCAUCCAGACUAGGACUGAGACAAAGCAUUUUUAUCUUUCACCUGACAGUAAAACACAUUUCCUUGGGAGCUAACUGUUGACAGAUAAGUGAGCAACGCCGUUUUUCAUCACAAACUGAUGAGAGAAAAUAGAUUUUCAGUCCCCUUCGUUGCCAUAAGUGGGUUGCCAGAUCCUCGCCGGCCUUUUGUGUAAACUGCAGUCUGAAUGGCUCAGGACGGCGAUCCACCUAGCGUUAAAUAGAGUAGCUCUGUUCUGCAUUAAAGACGCCACCUCAGACCUCACAGCCAAUCCGUGUGAACCUGGGUAGUAUCAGUUCAAAACAAAAUAGUUCCCUCAGAGUGCUGCAGCGCUAACCGCGAUGCCACCUUCUGGCAAGACCCAGAAUUACUUUCAUCUCCACUAAAUUGAAAUUACAUGUGAAUAAAUAGUUGUAAUACCUGUAUUACAAUAUAUAUAUAUAUAUAUAUAUAUAUAUAUAUAUAUAUAUAUAUAUAUAUAUAUAUAUAUAUAUAUAUAUAUAUAUAUAUAUAUAUAUAUAAUAUGCAUGCAAAAACAAUCUGAUUUGGACUGUUUUGAAGUUUUGCCUUUACUUUUUUGUUCCACGGUGGCUUCAGCAGCCAACGGGUCUGACGGUAGCUACCUUCACUUUCAGUGUUUCCGCUCCCAUACCUUCACAGUUUUCAGGAGUCCGACUGCUUACGUCCCAUGCGAGGCAAUGUAACGGCACCUUGCUCUUCAGCUGAGAUUAAAACAUGUCACCGACGUCGUCUGCCAUUACACACAGUGACCCAAAGGUAAAAGCUGACGUUGCACCUUUUUGUCAGUCCGUUUAACCGAGGAGGCAGAGCCAAAAAAAAGAGUAAAAUGCAAUAGAAACAUAUUACCUGAGUGUAGACCUUUUGUUCCGCUAAUGGUCCUAUAACACAGCCAUAAGUUCCUGUAGUUUGUUACCUUUUUAUUGUAGCAUGUUCAGCUUGUCUUUUUUUUUUUUUAAAUAGCCUUUUGGAGCCCUGCACCAGUAACUCCAUGCAGUGCCUGAACAGACGUCGCUGCUGGCAGCGAGCCGGUCUUUCACACAUUCACCACUAACUGUCCCGCUCUCGCCGCCGGGGCCUCGUGUCUCAGAGAAUGUGAAUCUGCUUACAGUCUGAACCUGUAAUUUCUGCACGUUCACCAUGAAUUGGACUUGAAGGAUUUGUGUUGUUGUCUCGGGGCGGGACUGUUCAGACAGGGCUGGCUUCCGGUUCUGAACCGUCCAAAUAUCCACAGGUGGAGUCUGAGCCCUACAGGCGCAGCUCAGUGUGAGAGACGGAGGAAAGUUUAAAAGGGAAAACAUCGAGGGAAGCGUGAUAUAUAUUAUUUUUUCUUCUUCUAAACUGUUGUCCAUCUGGAUGAAUAUGGAUCGUAAUUGUUACCAAACAAUUUUACCUUUAAAUUGUCAUGGUUGUCUGUGGUGUUAUAACUAUGAAUGUCAGUUCUGUGCUUUUUUUAAAAUCAUGUAGUGUUUUAUUUUCCUCCCUUUCAUUCGCUCUGACUCUUCCAUCUCUGUGCGUGUGGUCCUCAUCCGAUACGUUUACACCUCUGACCGCGCCGCGUCUCAAAGUGCAGUUCAAGGCUAACGGGCAUGAAAGGUGCUGUGGUUAUUAGCCGGGAGUCCAACAUGCAUGUUUUAGUGCCUAUGGAAAACAAAAGAGGGACUGAGAGCAACCAAAUCUAACCCGUUUACUGAAAAAUUUGUAAAGAAUUGUAUUGUUUUUAUUUCUAUCCAUCGGCACUUUUCUGUGUUAUUACACCCGUGUGUGUGUGUUCUACACACUGAUGACACUACAGGCAGUUUCCUGCACAUGUUCAGAGUGAUCAAAGAUUUCAUGAAACGAUCCAUGAAAACUGUUUUCCUUCUUCUUUUUUUAUAAUUAGAUUCAAAUCUUUAUUUUAUUCACACUUCCUUCUUUUCUUAAAGGGCUACAUAUCUGUUUAACUAGUCUUACGUUCUCCUUAAAACUGCAAUAAAUUGCUAUGAAUUUCUAGUUAUUUUUAUAUAAGACCUUAAAACAUUUCAAAUAAUCUUUGCAUGUAGACCUAUAUUACACCUUGUAUGUAUGUACGUUAGACUUAAUUUACUUUUUUUUUUUUUUUUGGUAUGCGUACAGAAUUUAACUGCAAUAUUUUGUUUGUUUUUUAUCACCACAAUAUUUGUAUGUGCUUCCUGCUUAUGUCCUGUUUACCAACUUCUUACAGAAAAUAAAAGAGAAAAAACGGAAA